CUGAACUGUUGUGAGGGGGACAUCCUGCUCCUGUUGGAUUCAUCAGGAAGUUUGUCAUCCUACGAGGUCUCUCGCGUGCUGCGCUUCCUAUCCGAGCUGCUCCUCCCCUUCUCUCAGGGGCGGGGCCAGGUGAGGGUGGGGCUGCUGCAGGUGGGCACUGAGCCACACCUGGAGUUUGGUCUGGAUGCCCACAGCACCCAAUCUGGCCUGCAGGGGGCACUGCAGAGGACCAGGCAGAUCCAGGGGGACACCAACACAGAGGCUGCCCUCAGACUGGCUCAGGGGCAGCUAGCCAGAGCUGGGGCUGUGGAUGAGUUGCAGCUCCCCAUGGUGCUGGUGUGGCUAACGGAUGGGGUACAGCCGGGCACGGUGGCUGGACCAAUGGCAGAGCUGAGAAGGGCGUGCGUGUCUCUGCUGGCUGUCUCUACGGGACACAGGAACUACCAGGUGCUGCAGAGGGUGGUGACCCCGCCCAUCAAGUCCCACCAGUACUUUGUCGACAUCGAUGACAUCAGCAUCAUCACAGAGGACCUUAGGGAGGCCAUCAUUGGUGUGUGGGGUGGGGAUGAGGGAGGGGGGUAGUGACUCACAAAGAGCCAGGAAAUAGAUUACAAGAUAUGAAAUAUCAUUUUUUGCCCUUCAAACUGCACAGCAUUGUAUAAAACAGUUCAGAGCAUACAGUUUUCACUUCUAACACUACAGCAGAGGUGGGACUGUGCUGCUUGACUAUAAUUGAGUUGCCAGACUCAAGUAUUUAUAGACAGUACCGUGAGUGCAGAUGGCAGCCUCUGUAGUGUACAUGUAAACUCAACACAACCAGAAUAUAUUUUUUCAUUAUUGAACACAUUUUUUGUGCAUAAUAAUAUUCUCUUUUGUGUCACCCCCAUCCUCUCCCUCUCCUAUCCUCCAACCUAGAGGUGUUGAGCCCAGCAGUGGUCACAGUGUCAGACUCAGGUCCUGACAGGGUGUGAGUGAGCUGGGGUCCUUUGCAAACUGAGCGGGUCCAGAGGUACCAGAUAGAGUAUGGAGCUCUACCCAUUGGACAGGUCCACACGGUUAGGCUACAUGGACAUCAGAACUCCACUUUGCUCACUGGUCUAGAGCCAGAGACACAGUACCUAGUUACUGUCAGCGCCCUGUACUCCACAGGCAAAGAG
Coregonus sp. 'balchen' is the source of this 1157-nucleotide messenger RNA. The record is from the annotation of a GenBank genome assembly. Lineage: Eukaryota; Metazoa; Chordata; Actinopteri; Salmoniformes; Salmonidae.